Messenger RNA from Paramisgurnus dabryanus, 2405 nucleotides. It is a transcript of the gene angpt2b, whose product is annotated as angiopoietin 2b. NCBI's taxonomy places the organism in Eukaryota, Metazoa, Chordata, Actinopteri, Cypriniformes, Cobitidae. The record is from RefSeq and is a predicted model, not a curated record.
AUUAUGUGUCAAAAGAAGGGAUGUUGGAAUCACUCUUUUAAAAGCUCUGGCACGAUGUCCAGCAGUCCCCAAACUCAAGCUUUCUAACUUUGGACAUUUACGUGAGUGAGUCGGAACAGUACUGGCAGAGGGGUAAACCGAAAACUGGGGUAAAUAAACACAGAUGAAACUUUCAGCAUGCUUCUCAUUCUGAUCUGUCCAGAGCUGAGCAAGGAGUAGGAAACAGUUUUUCCUCUGUGUCGUCUGGACAGUGCUGGAUUUAAUCCAGCACAUUUCAUUUUUUUUUUGGCAAACAGCACUACAAGUGCACUGUUGUGGAAACGAUCUCCCUGGAACGACCCAUCAAGUUAAAGAAAACGAAAAGAAAGAAGCGGAGAGGCAGAACUUUGAACUCAUUGAAAACACCACUAAAGUCUGGACAAGUGCUAAUCCCAUUGAAGAACUUUCAACCAACCUGCUUCCAGGAGUUUCCGCGCCAUUCCAUCCAGUUUUGGAUUAUAUAUUUGCACCAUCAGUGGUUCUCCUGGAAUGGGCUGGCUGCUGUGUUACUUGGCAGCAGCUAUAGCUGUGGCGAUUGGCAUGGAAAGAUCGCAGCACCGGGUGCAACAUGGCCCCUGCAGCUAUACUUUUAUCCUACCAGAGGUGGAGCAAUGCCGGCCUGCUGGGAACUCCCAGGUGACCAAUUCUCUCCAGAGAGACUCGCCCUCGCCACCAGAGUCACCCCAUGCUGAGCCCACCUGGCAGAAGAGGAAGCUGGAAAGCUUAGAGAGUGCCACAGAGAACAAUACACAGUGGCUACAGAAGCUGGAGAACUACAUUCAGAAAAAUGUGCGAUCGGAGAUGGAACGAAACGUCAUUCACACCCAGACGGCAACCAUGCUGGAGAUAGGAACCAACCUUCUCAGCCAAUCAGCAGAGACCACACGCAAACUGACAGAUGUGGAGACACAGGUAUUGAACAAGACCAGUCGUCUGGAGAUACAGCUGCUUGAAUACUCACUCAGCACCAGCCGCCUGGAGAAGCAACUUCUGGAGCAAAUUCAGGAGGUGUCCCGUCUCAAUGAGAGAAACAGCUACCUGGAACAUCGGUUUGCUGCUAUGGACGCCAGACAUAGCAGAGAGCUUCAGGUCAUCCAGCAGGAGAAGCAGCAUCUGCUGGAUCAACUGGACAGGCAGAGUCACCUGGUCACCCUCCUGGAGGGAGAACUGGCCAGCUCCACCCGUAACAGCACCCUGCUCCAGCGCCAGCAGGCCACAAUCACGGACACAGUACAGCAACUACUGGCUAUGGUCACUCACUGUAACGAUAUUUCUGCUCCUGUUGAGGAGACUGUGAAGUUCAGAGACUGUGCAGAGAUAUUUAAAUCUGGAGUCACAGAGAGUGGAAUAUAUUACAUUCAUCUUAACAACUCCACUCAGAAAACUAAGGUAUUCUGUGACAUGAAGACCAGAGGGGGAGGCUGGACCGUCUUUCAGCAUCGCUAUGAUGGAUCAGUAGAUUUCCACCGUGGCUGGAAAGAUUACAGACUGGGAUUUGGAGAUCCAUCAGGAGAACACUGGUUGGGAAAUGAUGUUCUCCACCUGCUUACCACAUCCAAAGUCUACACUCUCCAGGUUCAUCUUAAAGAUGCGGAAGGACAUCAAGCUUAUUCUCAAUAUGAUCACUUUCACAUUGAUGGAGAGGAAAAGAAGUACAGUAUCCAUGUGAUGGGAUUUAGUGGUACAGCAGGACGCACCAGCAGUCUUACUCGCUCUGGCACGAUGUUCAGCACUAAGGAUCAAGACAAUGACCAGUGCAGCUGCAAGUGUGCGCAGAUGGCCACUGGAGGGUGGUGGUUUGAAGCUUGUGGUCCAUCCAAUCUCAACGGGAUUUACUAUUCUGGAAACUUCAAUGUUGUGCGUUAUAAUAGUAUAAAGUGGUACUAUUGGAAAGGGCCGAGCUGGAUGGCAACCAUGACAACUAUGAUGGUGCGUCCUGUGGACUUCUGAAAGCAGGAAGAGACUGUCAUAAAUGGGUCAGUUGACUUUACAGAUUGUGCAAACAUGUUUAUGGCACCUGUGAAAAUUAUGGACAACUUGAGCAUUGGACAGCUUGCACUCGUGCCAUUGUAGACAUUCAAUCUGUCUCAAUUUUGUUUGUUUAGUCUGGCGAAUCGGGCACAAAUUGCACCAUAAAGGUUUUUAUCUCCCUGUAUAGCAAAGCUUUUGCCAUGUAAAACGCAAUGAACUGCAAUAGCCGAUCAGUGUUCAGUAAUGGCGAGUUCAAGCCUGAUUUUAAUGCAGAAAAAAAUCAUCCUUUCCAAACUCAUGAGACCUCCUGACAUGUCGUCUUUUUAAAUAAAAUGCUUGUAAAGGGGCUAAGAGGAAACGUGUAUAGGACAAUGAAACCAGGAGUAUAUUUACAG